This is a messenger RNA of Eimeria acervulina, 750 nucleotides long. RefSeq lists its product as hypothetical. The coding region runs from base 1 to 750 and encodes 249 amino acids. The transcript has 3 exons. The record is from RefSeq and is a predicted model, not a curated record. NCBI's taxonomy places the organism in Eukaryota, Apicomplexa, Conoidasida, Eucoccidiorida, Eimeriidae.
AUGUACACCCGAGCAAAAGCAGAUGCUGCGCUGCAAACAGUCAAGAGCCAAGCCUCCCCACAGGCAUCGCUGCCUCUUACCCCCGCGGUAGGCCUUGAGAAAACUGACAAGCAUUUGCUGCACUUUAUCCUCAGCGGGCCCCAGUUACUCCGCAGCAAUUCUAAUCUAGCUGCUGCAGAUGCAGAAGCAGCAACAGCAGCAGCACCAGCAGCAGCACCAGCACCAGCUGUACCGUCAGCACCCCCUGCAGCAGCAGAAGUGGUCGCUGCAGCAGCUGCUGCAGCAGUUGCUGCUAGUCUCAGUUGCAGCAGCACUUCUCUCUUACAAAAGACGGAGACGGGGCGGCUGCCUCUGCUGCAGCAACAACUGCAGCAGCCGAAGCAACAGGAAGUGCCGCAACAAACACAGCAACAAGUGCAACAGCAAGUGCAGCAGCAACUGCAGCAGCAGCAGCAGCAGCAGCAGGAUUCGGAGCCCGGAUGUGCCAUCGCUUUUUCUGCUGCUGCAGUUGUUGAUUUGCUGCUGCCUCCUUCAGCACCAAAACCCCAGCCGCUUGGCUUGUGGUACGUUAAGAGCCCUUCACUAUUUCGCAUAGCAGGGGACAACUCUCCUUCAGCAGCAGCAGCAGCAACAGCAGCAGCAGCAGCAAAAGACCUUGGUGCUGCUGUUGCUGCUGCUGCUCUUUCCCCGUCUCCGCAUGCAGCAGUUAGUGCAGCAGUUGAAGUUAAUCGUUUUGAAUUAUCUUUCUAA